CCCUCAGUCUCCUGCGAGGUGGAGCCUCGGACGAAAACGCAGAGCCGACGGGAGGCGCCGGGAGCCUGAGGAUGUCGAAGAGGGCGAUUUCCGAGGCACCGACUGCAGACCUGAGAGCUUUACAACUCCUGAAGGCCCUAAGCCUCGUUCUAGAUGUUCAGACUGGGCAAGUGCAGUUGAAGAAGAUGAAAUGAGGACCAGAGUUAACAAAGAAAUAGCAAGGUAUAAAAGAAAACUUCUCAUAAAUGACUUUGGAAGAGAGAGAAAAUCAUCAUCGGGAAGUUCUGAUUCAAAGGAGUCUGUAUCUGCAGUGCCAGCUGACUUAGAGACAGAUGAAAGUGUCUUGAUGAGAAGACAGAAGCAGAUCAACUAUGGAAAGAACACUAUCGCCUAUGACCGCUAUAUUAAAGAAGUCCCAAGACACCUUCGACAACCUGGCAUUCAUCCCAAAACCCCCAACAAAUUUAAGAAGUAUAGUCGACGGUCAUGGGACCAGCAAAUCAAACUCUGGAAGGUGGCUCUGCAUUUUUGGGAUCCUCCAGCUGAAGAAGGAUGUGAUUUACAAGAAAUACACCCUGUAGACCUCGGGGAAAUGGAAACCGAGUCUGCAGAAAGCAGCUCCGAGUCCCAGACAAGCUCACAGGAUAACUUUGAUGUGUACUCUGGUACCCCCACCAAAGUCAGACAUGUGGACUGCCAAGUGGAGGAUGAGUUUGAUUUGGAAGCUUGUUUAACUGAACCCUUGAAAGACUUCUCGGCCAUGAGCUAACUGUGCCACCUGGUGGCCACCAAGGAAAACAGUUGCCUCUGGCUAGGUGAAAGGCUGACCAAGCGCCAAGCAUGUGUUGUGCAUUUGUACCUGGAUGGUUUCUCUGUUAAUAUCUUAUUAUUUUAUGAUAAAUUGUUAUUCUUGCCUUAUUUUCUUAAGAGACAAUUUUAUGUAUAGGAGUGUGUUUUGCAUGUUUUAAAUUGUAAAUGGAGCAAAAUCCACAGAAUAUUGAUCUUGAAGCAGCGUUCAACAAACUUAAUUGUUUAAUCCCUGCCACCCUCCAAGUUAAACUGACAAGUAUACUUUAGCUGGUUUUCCACAAGUACUCAGUCAUCGAAUUUCCACCUGUCAGAUGGGAUGGUGUUAGAUUUAACCACAUAUUCGUGGGACCAGUCUAAGGUCAGAUUUUCUUAUAAGUAUCUGACAAGAUAUUCAGUCAGAUACUUUAUAUUAAUAUAAAGUCUUUAAUAUUUUUAUGGAAACUUAAUUUUGGCCUCUUACUAAUGUGUGAGAUGGGGUUUUUUCCUCAUACAGAAUACUGGAUAGUCAAAAAUGUUACAUUGAGCUGUUAAAUUAAUGGUUUUUAGGUGAGUUGCACUGUCUUAAUUCGGUACUUGUAAAUAGUACUAGAUAGGCUCUUUACUUAUAAUACUCCAAGAGUUAAGGAAGCAGAGAUUUGGAAAGAAUUUUUUUUUUUAAUCAGUUAAUUUACCAUGUAUAAUUGCUGUAAAUGAUAAUGUGUACAGAUUUUUCAGUUCAGAUAUUCAAUUGUAAACUUCUUGUUAAGACUUAUGUUUCUAUUGCUUUUGUAUGGAAUGAUAUUGCGAAAAUAAAAAUAAAAGAACCUUC
Messenger RNA from Tupaia belangeri chinensis (Chinese tree shrew), 1618 nucleotides. It is a transcript of the gene SLBP, whose product is annotated as stem-loop histone mRNA binding protein. The record is from RefSeq and is a predicted model, not a curated record. Gene Ontology annotation, cellular component: cytoplasm; histone pre-mRNA 3'end processing complex. Gene Ontology annotation, molecular function: mRNA binding; histone pre-mRNA stem-loop binding. Gene Ontology annotation, biological process: mRNA 3'-end processing by stem-loop binding and cleavage; mRNA transport. NCBI's taxonomy places the organism in Eukaryota, Metazoa, Chordata, Mammalia, Scandentia, Tupaiidae.